AUGGAGCGGCGACUCGUGUGCACGCAUCGUCACGUCGUCUCGAAGGUUGACUUUCGGAGCGAAUUCGAAGAUGGUGCGAGCGACGGGAUAUCGGAGGAUGCGUUUCGGUGGGCGCACGCGUGCGUGAUGACGCGCGCGUUCCACGCCCCUAACGCGAUGUCGGAAGAUCCGUGGCGAGACCUGUGCGAGCGCACGGACUUCGUCGGGGUCUUCAUGGCGCCCGUAUUAGAUUUCGCCAAUCACAGACGCCCGCGCGAGGUCGCGUACGAGGUCACGAACGGCGAGGACGGUGAGGGAUUGGUCACGGUGACGGCGCUGAAAGAUUUCAAAGAGGGCGAUUUCAUGCGCAUCUCGUACGGCGCAAAGGACAACACGUCGCUGUUCUCGCGAUAUGGGUUUUGCGUCGAAUCGAACGUUGAGCCGGAUGGAUCGAGCAACGACGUGUUUCGCGUCGAUAAGAGCGAUUUCAGACGUUUCGUGCGCGAAAGCGACGAGGAACACGCGGAUGGUGAAGUCGUCGAGCUGAGAAUGGCAAAAACGGUAGAACACGCGGAUGGUGAAGUCGUCGAGCUGAGAAUGGCAAAAACGGUGGACUACAUGUACGCGCCUUUCGCCGAACUCCUUGACAUCGCUCGAGUGUACUUCAUUCAGAGCGAUAUUUCGUUCGCUCAGAUUUGCGCCGACCAAGACGCGCCGGCGGAACGCGACGACGCCGUCUGGGAUCGCGACGAGGACGUUUUCGGCCUCGAAGGUGGCGAAGCCGACGACGCGGAUGAGGCGAACGCUCUCAUGUACGGCGAUAUUGAUGACGCUGAUAACGAAGAUGCCAACGGCGCUGGCGAUGAAGAUUACACCGAUGCGUUCGCGUCACGCGCCGAUGACGCCGCGCGUCUGCGCGUCGAAGUCAAAUCACUUCGAGCGUUAGCGGAGUACUUGUCGACGCUUCAGCUGGAGCGCAAAGAAGACGAACCGUCGACGGACGCCGAUACAAAGCCACUGUCGGCAUACGUACUUCACCAGCUGAAGAUUUGGCGAUUUUUGCGUCGGCGUACGUUGGACACGUACGCGCUCGCCGCGCGGCAACGCGCGGACGACCUGCUCGUCAAAACUUCCGGAUUGGAGGAUCGUCGCCCGCACAAGCGCGCAAAGAACGCAUCCGACGAUGACGACAGUUUCAAACUCACCGAGUCUCAGCGCGUCGCGUUCGCCGCGCUCGAUGCUCGCUUGGAGGACGACGCGGAGGCGAAGAGCGCCGCCGGCGUCAUCUGCGACGCUCGCGCGCGCGUACACGGAGUCCUCUUCGAUUCAACUUGA
Ostreococcus tauri is the source of this 1314-nucleotide messenger RNA. RefSeq names its product unnamed product. The coding region runs from base 1 to 1314 and encodes 437 amino acids. Gene Ontology annotation, biological process: peptidyl-lysine monomethylation. The record is from RefSeq and is a predicted model, not a curated record. NCBI's taxonomy places the organism in Eukaryota, Viridiplantae, Chlorophyta, Mamiellophyceae, Mamiellales, Bathycoccaceae. The transcript has a single exon. Gene Ontology annotation, molecular function: protein-lysine N-methyltransferase activity.